AGGUAUUGGCAACCUGCUACAGCACUGUAAAAAUGCCCCUCCAACAGAUUUCUGUAGUUCCAGCGCGGGAGACUGCCAGCAAUGGGAGAAGUUCAGUGGGCAGAAACAAAGAGAAGAGCAAGGAAGUCGAGAAUUUCAGAAAUUGAGAAGGGCUAAUUGGAAGGAGAAAAUGUUGGGCUGGUGCCAAGCAAUAGCUCGUAACCCUCACAGACUUCCAAACAGCACAAGAACACCCGAGGUCUCAGGUGAUGCUUCACAUAACUCUACUUUGAGUGACAAAUCCCCAGGGCGUUCCACAAGUCGAUCAAGUAACAUUUCAAAGGCAAGCAGUCCUACAACAGGAACAGCUCCCAGGAGUCAGUCACGGUUGUCUGUCUGCCCUUCCACUCAGGACAUUUGUAGAUCUACUACGUUGCAUGAUUUGUCAGAAGAUGAGCUUGAACAUGCAACCCCUGUCAUGGUGCUGACUCCUUCUAAUAGGGAGUCUGGUAAGAAACAAGUAAAACGAAGGUUUAGGCGGAAUAAAGAGACUGGAGACAAUGGUGAGCAUACUGAAAAGCAAGGAAAGGGGAAAGACUGUAAAUUACACCCUAAACCAGAGAGAUCGAGCUGGAAUGCAUCUGAUUCAUCAUCAUCUUCGGAUGAGAGUCAGUGGGCUCAGGAUAGGAGGAGAGCAAGAGAAAAGGCCAGAAUGCCCAGGAGGGGGAGAAGGAACAAUAGAUCAUGUACUAAGCAGGACGAGUCCUCAAACAGUAAUGCUGUUGAACUUGUCACCCUGGGGACAACGGGGAAAAAGAAGCAAGAAGUAUCUGACCCUGAGAACCCUACUUUAAAUCACCGCAGAAGAAGGGCUCCAAGGCUUAAGGAAUCACAGUCUUCAGCGUCAUCUCAGGAAGCAAGGAUUUCUUCAAGGAAAUGUGGGAAAAGCAAAGGCAAAAGCUACUACAGAGAUCGGCAGCCUGCCAUUAGACACAGUAAAGAUUCAAAGGACUGCUUUGCAGAGGCAGGCUCCAGCAGUGAUGCCCUGGCAGUCCCAGAUAACAGAGCACCUGCUGGGACAGGGCCCCGUCUGACUGACGCUGUUCAGAAGCCUCCAGUGUUGUAUGAUGACUUGUCUGAUGAUUUUGAAGUAUGCAGGAUCUGUCACUGUGAGGGAGAUGAUGAAAGUCCCCUCAUCACACCAUGUCGCUGCACAGGGACCCUGCGCUUUGUCCAUCAGGCCUGCCUGCACCAGUGGAUUAAGAGCUCAGACACACGCUGUUGUGAACUCUGCAAGUACGACUUUAUAAUGGAGACCAAGCUCAAACCUCUUCGGAAGUGGGAGAAACUACAGAUGACAACAAGUGAGAGGAGGAAAAUAGUUUGUUCAGUCACAUUCCAUGUAAUUGCAAUUACCUGUGUUGUUUGGUCAUUGUACGUUUUAAUUGAUAGAACCGCUGAGGAAAUUAAACAAGGCAAUGAUAACGGUGUCCUUGAAUGGCCAUUUUGGACAAAACUCGUUGUGGUGGCCAUAGGAUUCACAGGGGGCCUGGUCUUCAUGUACGUGCAGUGUAAGGUUUAUGUUCAGCUGUGGCGCAGGUUGAAAGCCUACAACAGAGUGAUCUUUGUUCAGAACUGCCCAGAAACCGCCAAAAAAAUGGAGGAGAAGAACUCUUCGAGCACUCAGACCUCGGAUGUCAAGGAUGCAGUGGUGGUGCCAGUAGCACAGACAGGUACAAACUCUCAGCUGGCAGCUGAAGAAACAUCGUCUGAGGUCAUGCCAGUUUGACAGAGACAGCAUUGUUUCUUUCUUGCAGAAUGAGAUGUAGUGUUUUCUACACUACAAAUGCUGAACAAGAGUAGAAAUGACUGUGCAUUUUUACUUUUAAAAAACAAACAAAAAAAACACACAAAAAACUAAACCCUUCAAGGAAAAUGGAUCCAGCAAAGCAACUUGUUACUGUAUGGAAUGUGACCGUUUGUGAAGUAGUUUCUCAACUAGUCAGCAAGUGUAGUGAAAGUGGAAGUGUAGAAAGUGCAAUAGGGAACAGGUUUAACAGACAAUGCCAAACCAACGUGACAAGAGUACUCUUUUUUUUUUUUUUUUUUUUUUUCCUUUUCAAUUUAAACUGGAUGGCUGGGAAGGUAGAACAGACCUGUGAUACAAUAAUUUUGUUUACAGGAAGCAAAAAGAAACCUUUCAUCUGUUUACUACUAGAAGUUGUAUUUGCUAUUUAUCUUCUUAAAGAUAGACUCCAAAGGGGUACUGUCCAAGUUAUAUGCAUUACCUGAAGCCUACAGGGCUGAAUCCCAGCACUCCCUCUCUGAGCCUCAUAAGGUAACACAUGUUGACAUGACUGCAGUGGCGCCUGAAUGUUUGGGCAGCUGUGUCAACUAAGGAUGUUUGGAACGUCUGAGGGGUAGCAUUGUUUUUAAAUAUGCCUGAAUUUUUUAAAAGUCAGCAAUUCCAAGUCAUCUGUCCAUAAGCUACAGAUACUUUUUUAAGUAUAGCUGUCAGCAAAGUAAGUAGGGGAAGGAGAUAUGUGUGGAUAUGCAUUUAGAACAGCAGCUCAGCUGUUUAUUUUACUUUGCAAGAAUGAAUUAGACUUUCACUGAAUACACAAAGUUGUGAGGCAGAACUAUAAAUGAAAAAAUGCAGUUUACUGCAGAAUCACAGAAAAAUAAAUUACAUGUUAUCAAAGGUCUGAAAAAGGAUGACACAUAAAGGAAGAUGGAAGCCAUUUUUGGUUUGUUUUUUUUUUUUUUAACAUCCAUGACACAGAAGGGUAGAUGUAAUAGAAUAUACUUAUGUAUCUUUAAGAGAACAUUAGUUUUUAUCCCCAUGUUCUGAAAUGUUAGUUUUUAACUUCUGGACUGAAAACAAUGUAUCAGUGGUUUCCCUCUGCACAGGUGAAGUUGAGGUGUUAGACAUUCAACAGUUCAGUUGUUAACUUAGUGUUCUGAGCAUUCCCAUAUAAAAAUGAAGUGUGAAUAGCAUUAAAGGGUACAAUAGAUAAAUGAAUGUAGAUAUAAUACUGUGUGCAGCAGGGUGAAUUAUAUAUAAAGAACAAAUUUUGUGAUUCACUUCUCAUACCUGUGAUGUUUACCAUCAGGACAUGACAACAAGCAUUGACUUGGAGUAGUUAUGUAUGGGUGUGGACAAGCCUGGGGCCUGAACAUAAUGUAUGUUUUUUAAAAAAAAAAAAGUUAAAAGUUCUUUUUUUAUAAUGAAUGUAGGUAGUACUGGAAGUAGCAGUAAUAGAAAGAAAUGUGUCUUUUAUGGAACCACUGUUAUUCUGUACUGGAAUUGCUCAUGUAAUUUGGCCAUGAGUGUCCCGCUAGAAAGGACACAAAAUACUGGUGCUUGAAUAGGCCCAUAUUAAUAUUUGAUCUAAGUUGCUCCAGGUGAGUUCAAAUAAUGUUCUUUUCCACAUAAUUACAUGCACUUUUCACAUGAAGUAACUUUCCAAUUAUACAAUUAUGAAUUGAAAGUGUAGCAGCUUCUCAUUUGAAAUUACAUGCAAUAGUAACCAAAUCAUUUAUCUGUCUAUAAUUGUGGAAGAGACUCCAGAAUGUAUUCAGAAAACCAUGACAGUAGUAAGGAAUGCCUGGUUACUGUAUCUGUUUAAGAUAUUCUGCAAAGUGUUUUCUACAAGUGUAAAUCUACUUGCUACAACGUAAGUCUCAUGACAUCUAAACACUUAAAAUUACUAGCUGCAGCUACAGGUUUUUAAUUAUGUUUACAAUAAAACCAGAUGGAUCGCAGCAAAAUUGACAAAGAACAUUAUUAUGGAGGAUAAUUAAAAUCUUUCUGAAAAUCAGAAAGUUUCUUACUAAGUGGCAGUAGCCCCACUUCAAAGAACAAGAGAGCUUGUUCUUUGACCUGCAUAUUAUUAGCAUCAUAAACUCACUGAAAGUGCUUUAUCCCCAUUUUUUGAUGCAGACUAAGUUGCAUUAUUUUUUUUCUUGCAUAACUAUAAAAUUUAAAUUAAAUAAAAUAAUACUUGAGUCUUCUGAAAGCAAAUCUAUAGCAUCCAAAAAGCUUACUCUACAUUUUUUAAAAUACACUGAAGAGUCAGCAACAGAAUAGACAACUUGCAAAGAUGUUUUAUACUGAUGACUCCAAGUUCAAAACACUAUUUUGACUUUCAUGUCAAACUACAUGUGCAACUGAGCUUACAGGUAAAUAUAAAAAUGGAGAAAGACUUAAUUUGAAAUUCCUCCUCUCCCUUGGAAGUAUCACUUUGGACAGCAGGAAAAGGAGCAAAAGGAGACAGCAUCUGCCAAGACAGACUGAAACAAGUCAGCAGCAAGUGUCAUUACAGCAGCUUUUCAAGCAUUACAGUAUUAGCCUGUGCAUCCUUUUCUCAGGUGCACUGAAUAUUCUAAAGCUUUCAGGGAUUUCAUGCAGGAUUUUGGAAUUUGUUUCUGAAGCAGUAAGGUUCCUCUUCAAGGGGGGAAGGAGCCAGUAAUACCAACAUGCCUUGGAUACAGGCCUGCAUGAAAAAGGAGGGUGCAUGAAUAUAGACACUAGACAGCUGCUUAUCAACACAUUAUUCCCACACAAAGCACAAUUUUCUGUAUUAAUUUAAUGACCACAGGAUUCUAUCCUGCAAAAACAGUGUACUAAAAGUUUUAAGAUACAUUCUAAGACUUUAAUUAAAAUGAUGUAUCAACUAAAGAUCAGUAUCAAACUGCCUGUGCAGCCACAGUGCAUCUCAGGCAAAUGUGCAGACAGCAAAAUUUAGCCUGACUCAACUCAGCAGGCCAGAACUUUGCUCUGAGCUGCCAUUACAGAAAAGAGCUUAAUCUGCUUUCUUGUUUAAGCAAAGUUUUCAGGAAGGUAGGUAAUCUGGUGUCAGAUCAGAUCUGGUAUUUUAAAAAAGAUACUCUUAACCUGUGAACAUGCACGUUUCUUUUCCUGUUUUAUGCUAAAAGCAUUAUGAAGUUUAUUUCAAACUGGCAUCAACAUAUCACUUUGACUAUCAUUAGCAUUACAAAGAUUCUUAACUAGUCCAAUUGUGCCAUUCAUUCACUGCCAUAUCUGAAAGCAGUGUUUAUUUUUGUUAUGUAGAAAGAAAUAGUAAUUCCCCAGCACCAGAACAAACCAUUUAUAAUUUCUAAUAAAGCAACAAAACUUGCUCUACGAUGAAAAUAUUUUACUGUGUGUAAUAUCUGGAACUAUGAGUUUGUGUUACUUGUUCGACUCCCUCUCUUUUGCGAAAGAAAAAUUGUAUGUUCUUGUGGGUGAACGUGUACUGGAAGACAGAAGGUAAGGGAAACAAAAGUAAUAUAUCUGCUUAUUGUUGUGAAAAAAAUGUAUUUGUAUUAAACAAAUGACCCCAACUACUGUAGUAUUCUACACGUGUCCCUUUGUUAUACGGAGAAUCAGAUGCUGAACAUGAACUGGCAAAAAC
Apus apus (common swift) is the source of this 5396-nucleotide messenger RNA. RefSeq names its product membrane associated ring-CH-type finger 1 (gene MARCHF1). The transcript is spliced from 8 exons. Gene Ontology annotation, molecular function: MHC protein binding; zinc ion binding; ubiquitin protein ligase activity. NCBI's taxonomy places the organism in Eukaryota, Metazoa, Chordata, Aves, Apodiformes, Apodidae. Gene Ontology annotation, cellular component: cytoplasm; lysosome; early endosome membrane. The record is from RefSeq and is a predicted model, not a curated record. The coding region runs from base 170 to 1768 and encodes 532 amino acids. Gene Ontology annotation, biological process: protein polyubiquitination; antigen processing and presentation of peptide antigen via MHC class II; immune response.